CGAACAUCGAAGAUGGUCUUCCAGCCCACCUGCGGAGUAUUGAGGGACACGAGCUGCUUUGGGAACGAGAAUCAAGACUUCCCUCCUCCUCACAGAUCAUUGCACCUCUUCAAUACCACUGAGCAGUCCGAAGCCGCUUCGAUUCCCUGUUGCGUCGAGCCCUAGUUUGUCCAUCCUCGCUUACAAAUAUUCGUACUUCGGGUAGUUGGCGGCUGCGCCACUCAGGAGCUGGAGACAUAGCUGCAUUUGGCCGACCGCGCCGACCUCGCUUGCUCAGACGUCGAACCUCGUGGGCCGAGUAACCCAAAAGUCAACAUUGCGACGAGCGCACGUGAGGGUGAGCUUGCUGCAUGGGAGUGAUCGAGCCCUUGGCCCCCAGAAUGGCCCUCUGAAACCACUUGCUUCUCACCGACUUCGCCAGCAGAACCUCCCAGAUUCAACCCACCAACGCCCCCAAUUAAACAACAACUAUUGGUGAGUCUGUCUCAGCAGCUCUACAACCCUUAGAGCUUGUCUCUCUUCUCCCCGGGGGACACCAGAGAAAGUGGAAGCUGGAGACUAAGGAGCUGAUUUCCGGUUCUCCAGGGGUGUGACAGAGCUGGCAAGCAGUCCCGAUAUUGCUACCCUCAGAGUCCUCUGUCGCGCCAUUGGAUCUCUAAACCCGAUCAUCGGUCCUACUGGAGUAAGUAACGGUGACGACUUUCAUAUACCGAGUACACCUUUGUUUUCGGCAGGCUCUCUCCUUUGCGCUGUCGCGGAUUGGCCGGGACAAUGGGAUGUGCCUGCGCCCAGCUCAGCCUUGUGGCUUUGAGCGGACGUAUAGGAGUUGAUGGGUGCAAUGAGACCUUCCACACCUUGGGGAAGUUGUUUGAAAACUAGGUUCUCGAGGGUUUCGCGCUCGCAAACGCAGAAAUUCGAACUUUUGCCGUAUCUCUCGGAAGAACAGCUGGCUGCCUCAUACCGGGCAGCGGUAGCGACUACGUGAUCAGUCCAGUCGCGACGUGCUCGCAUCGCGUUUAUCUUCUUUUGCCACAUUGUCGACGUCGACUAACUGGUAUUAUUGUGCUCCUACAGAUACGAAUUUGCCGUCACAGUCCGAGUCUCUUCAUCAACGUGACCAGCAACGAAAUUAACCCAUCCGCCUCAGCCCCGUAGUCAAAAAUGCCUGUCGAACUGCGCAAACGCCCUCCCCCAAAGGAGCCAGCCGCCCCGCCCCCUCCCGCGAAACGAGGGAGCAGUAGCAGCACGGUAAAGAAGCUCGCCGGCAAGGCCAAAGCCGCCGUUACUGGGUCGUCCAGGGGCACCAAAAAGACGGCUGAACCUGUUGUCGCCAACCCACCGGAGCCGGAAGAAGCUCCCACUUCCUCCUCCGCAGUCAUCGUCCCCGAAGUCGUCCCGGCCACGGCCGGCGCCAGCGAAGACACCAAAGAGGAGCCUACCGCGAACGGGAGUGCGGUCACGGCAAAGGCAACUGCUUCCGGGAAGUUGAGCGUGGGCGACAAGAUCGAUCUGGAUGGCUUUGGCGGCACAGUGCAGACGCAUGAUGGGACCAGCGUGACGGUGAAAGAAUUGCUCGAGAAGAGCGGCGCCGGCAUCGUCAUCUUUACGUAUCCCAAGGCGAGUACGCCGGGCUGCACCAACCAGGCUUGUCUCUUCCGGGACAACUACGCGCCCAUCACGGGUGCAUCGCUCGCGGUCUAUGGUUUGAGUACAGACAGUCCCAAGGCAAACACGACCUUUGCAACCAAACAGAAGCUGCCGUAUCAGCUAUUGUGUGACCCUAAUGCAACUCUCACGUCUGCCAUCGGAAUGAAAAAGCCAGGCCCCGGCAAAUCUACCACCCGUGGCGUGGUCGUCAUUGAUAAACAAGGGACUCUCCGUCUCUGGGAGCAAGCCGGCCCCGCCAAGACGCUCGAAGCAGUUUUGGAAUACAUCAAAUCCCAGGGCAUGACUGAAACAGGCGCCCCGGCUGCAGUUGCCGCACCUCCCGCGGAUGACCCUAUUGCAUCGGAGGAGGCAGCAAAACUGGCGGACCCGGACACCAAGAUGGAUGAGGUGCCGCUUGUUAGGACACCUAGCAAAUCCGAGCAGGACGCCGCCGAGACAGCCGCAGAGGUGGGGGAGACGGCGGCCAAGAUUGAUUCUGCUGAAGGCGAAGCGAAGCCAUAAAGGACUUCCUCAGGGGUGCUCGAAUAGCAGAGGUGAAGGCCUGUAUGUUGUUUAACGUUUCUUGUCAGCGCGUGGUCAUGAGAGUUCCGUCUCGGCGUCCAAGGCGCAUUCAGGUUAAUGAGCAUUGUGUUUUCUCUUUCAA
Messenger RNA from Cladophialophora immunda, 2311 nucleotides. RefSeq lists its product as uncharacterized. Gene Ontology annotation, cellular component: cytoplasm. NCBI's taxonomy places the organism in Eukaryota, Fungi, Ascomycota, Eurotiomycetes, Chaetothyriales, Herpotrichiellaceae. The transcript is spliced from 5 exons. The record is from RefSeq and is a predicted model, not a curated record. Gene Ontology annotation, biological process: cell redox homeostasis; cellular response to oxidative stress. Bases 1162 to 2169 code for a protein of 335 amino acids. Gene Ontology annotation, molecular function: thioredoxin peroxidase activity.